Penicillium maclennaniae is the source of this 1248-nucleotide messenger RNA. Its product is annotated as branched-chain amino acid aminotransferase, cytosolic. The transcript has 4 exons. The record is from RefSeq and is a predicted model, not a curated record. Gene Ontology annotation, molecular function: branched-chain-amino-acid:2-oxoglutarate transaminase activity. Bases 1 to 1248 code for a protein of 415 amino acids. NCBI's taxonomy places the organism in Eukaryota, Fungi, Ascomycota, Eurotiomycetes, Eurotiales, Aspergillaceae. Gene Ontology annotation, cellular component: mitochondrion. Gene Ontology annotation, biological process: L-leucine biosynthetic process; L-valine biosynthetic process.
AUGAGAUCAUUCCAGCAAUUGACGCGCAGUAAGGCUCUCGCCGGCUUUGCUACCACUCGGAUCCUGCCAUCUCGGACAUUCGCGUCCACUCAAUUAUGGCAGCGAAGCUUUAAUGCUUCGGCCACCGCGGCUUCGCAGCUUCCUGGUCUGGAUGCUUCCAAGUUGACCGUGACCAAGACAAGCACACCGAAAGAGCUUACUCCGAACAAGGACUUGGUCUUCGGCAAGACGUUCACCGACCACAUGCUCACUAUUGAGUGGACUGCUGCUGAUGGGUGGCACGCUCCCCAGAUCAUCCCCUACCAGAACCUCAGCCUGGACCCGUCCACCUGCGUGUUCCACUACGCCUUUGAGUGCUUCGAGGGAAUGAAGGCAUACAAGGAUAAAACCGGAGGUAUCCGCUUAUUCCGCCCCAACAAGAACAUGGAACGCCUGAACAAGUCUUCUGCGCGUAUUGCUCUGCCCACCUUCGAUGGCGAGGCUUUAACCAAGCUGAUUGGCGAGUUCGUGAAGCUGGACAACCGCUUCAUCCCAGAUGCUCGUGGUUACUCACUGUACCUGCGCCCUACUAUGAUUGGUACUCAGAAGACUCUGGGUGUUGGACCUCCGGGCUCCGCCCUUCUGUUCGUCAUCGCUAGUCCCGUCGGACCCUACUACCCCACUGGCUUCAAGGCCAUCUCUCUAGAGGCCACCGACUACGCCGUCCGUGCCUGGCCUGGUGGUGUCGGUGACAAGAAGCUCGGUGCCAACUAUGCCCCUUGCAUCCUGCCCCAGCUUGAGGCUGCUUCCCGCGGAUUUCAGCAGAACCUGUGGCUCUUCGGCGAGGAAGAGUACGUGACCGAGGUCGGCACAAUGAAUCUCUUCAUCGCACUUAAGGAUAAGGAGACCGGACAGAAGGAGCUGAUCACUGCGCCUCUUGAUGGCACUAUUCUUGAGGGCGUUACCAGAGAUUCGGUGCUUGCUCUUGCCCGGGAGCGACUUGAGCCUCAGGGCUGGAAGAUUUCGGAGCGUAAGAUUCGCAUGUCCGAUGUUGCCAAGGCCGCCGAGGAAGGCCGCAUGAUCGAGGUCUUCGGAGCCGGUACUGCCGCCAUUGUCAGCCCAGUCCGCAACAUCAGCUACCAAGGCAAAUUGGUUGACUGCGGCCUGAAGGAGAAUGAGGAGGCUGGCGAGAUUGCUCUCCAGAUGAAGAACUGGAUCGAAGGUAUCCAGUAUGGAGACGAGCAGCACCCCUGGAGUUACACGAUUUAA